Messenger RNA from Plasmopara halstedii, 1782 nucleotides. RefSeq lists its product as uncharacterized. Lineage: Eukaryota; Oomycota; Peronosporomycetes; Peronosporales; Peronosporaceae. Bases 1 to 1782 code for a protein of 593 amino acids. The record is from RefSeq and is a predicted model, not a curated record. The transcript has a single exon.
AUGGCUUCGUUGUCCGUUUCGUCUGGAAUCUGGCUUAAAAGCUGCUCGUCACUGUCCGUCGCAUCGUCGAACUAUGCGCUCUCGCUAAGCAUUGACUCUUUACCUCCAGAGCUAUUUGAUGAUCCACUUACGCUGCAAAAUGCUGUACCACUUGAUCUGCAGCAGCGACAGGGAUACGGUGCUUUAAAGCUCGAACAGAAUGGAGCAUUGCGACCUGGGGGUCAAGUGGCUCUCAUGACACGCAGGACAGUUGGACUUAUAGUUAACUAUGUGGCUUUUGGAGCACUUUGUGGAGGUUUAAACAGUCUCAAUAUUCCUCUUUUUAGUCACUACCUACAAUUACAACAAUACCAGAUCCGCGCAGCGUCUAUGAUUCUUAAUACAGCAUGGAUGUUUAAGGCCUUUGGCGGAUUCUUGACCGAUAACUUAAACAUAUGCGGCUAUCGACGAAAACCCUUGUUGAUUAGCGGCUGGGUGUUGUGUCUCGCAAGUCUGCUGUGCCUCGGAACGUCAGGAAUGCCUCAUCCAGGAGAGGCUGAAGCAGCGUGGAGAUAUCUAACAUUUAUGCUGUUUGGUUCAAUUGGAUACUUUUUGGCCAAUUCAGCAGCGGACGCUAUCGUAGUUGAAAUUGCGCAAAGAGAGCCACUUUCAAUAAGAGGGCACACUCAAGUGUCAGUAUUUGCAGCUCGAAUGUUUGGAGCUAUUAUUAUGAACAUUUUCGUGACGGGAACGUUAAAUGGAUCAGCUUAUGGCGGUAGUUUCUCGUGGUCGUUUAAUGUAAACCAAGUAUUGCUGGUAAUGUCAACAUGUCCAGUAAUUUCCUUGGUAAGUUCAAUUUGGUUCUUGUACGAGAAACCGACUAGGCAGGCAGUACCAAUGUUUGCUUGUUCCGAAGAGAGAUCACGUUCCGCUGCCUUUGGAUACCAGCAGCAAAACCCAUCGUCAUUUGAUCAAUCAAUGGGUUUAGGGAAGCGAUGUCAGCUAAUAUGGCGACUUAUCCAAAGCCGUGUUAUGUGGCAGCUAUUGAUGUUUGAGCUUAUGACAAGCUUUUGUUCGGCGAUCGACUCUAGUGCCGUCCCAGCAAUAGAAGCGAACUGGGUCAAUAUGGCCGCAUGGCCGAGAUCGAUUGCAUUCGCCGUGUGGUGCUUAGCUUUUAUUGCUGGCUUAUUCGCAAUUCAGCGCUUUUUGCUGCAAAAACCGUGGCGGUAUCUCUAUUGUAUUGCGACUGUCUGGGUCGUAGGUAUCGACAUUGUAACCGUGGCAUGUACAGUUUUCAAUGUGCUGCGAAAUCGAAGUUUCUGGCUAUAUAUGCGAGUUCUUGCAGCCCCGGCGGUAGCUUUGCGAUUCAUUGUCCAACUGUUACCGAUUGUGGAGCUUGCUCCGCGUGAAAUUGAGGGGACAACUUAUGGUUUGGUGAUUACAUUUCGUCAUAUGGCGAUUCCAUUGGGCGUUACAGCUUACAAUACUAUAGGUUCGUACUUUUCAGUCUCACAAGAAGAUGUACACCGCGACUCUGGUGCUACCCGAGUGCAGGUUACAUUUACGUAUCUUAUUGCGUGGACAUUUCAGCUCAUAAGUAUCGCAUUUUUGGGAUUACUUCCCCGCCAAAAACUUGAAGUACAGCAGCUUCGUUAUUAUGGAGGGUACAGUAUUUUCGGAGGAUGGCUCGUGGUUGUUGUACUCUUUAGCGUGCUUACUUACGAGACGAUUGCUAGCGUAUUGUCGCUGUUUGAAAGUACAUCCUGCCUUCGAAUGACUGGUGGUACGGGAUGUGGAAAAUGA